UUCAACUUACAAGCAUCUCGGGGAGAGGAGGAGGAGGGAAAAAAAAGAAAAAGAAAAGGACUUUCCCCCCUCCCUCGGCUCUUAUCUGGAGGAAUAAAGCAGCCACACGCAAGUUAGUCAACUUUUAACUGCAACCGGCAUCCGCACUUGGAGCGCAAACAUCCCAUAAAGGCUGGUUUUCCUCUGCGUUCUCCGACUUGGAUUGGGUUCUUCAUGGAAACAAAUGAUAUUUGAACCCGCAGAGAGGAGCGGAGAGAGAGGAGGUGGGUGUCGGGUACAAGCCUGUGUGUUUCUGUUCUUGUUCUUUUAUGCAACCGAGCUCGGACACAAGUCUAUUUGAUCUUAACAUAAAGUGGGGGGAAAAAAAUAACACAGCCCAGUUGCUGCUGCUCUCAGUCUCAUUCAGGUUUUCAGAGAGCUCUUAAAAAGGUUUAAUCCGGGAAGGAAAAAAAAGUUCCCGAAGGCAACUUUGCAGUGAAAGACAGGACACAGCCAGAGAAAGAGACUAUAAUUCAUAUAAGUGUUAGGAUUAUGGCGUUAAAGGCCAGAGUGCUGUAUGACUUCCACUCUGAGAACCCUGGGGAGAUCUCCAUAACAGAGAAUGAGCUGGUGACUCUGUUCAACGAGGAGGAGCUGGAGGGCUGGCUGGAGGGGGAGAACAGCAGGGGGGAGGCUGGCCUCUUCCCUGCCUCCUAUGUGGAGAUCAUCAGGGACCACAUCACCUCCAACACCAACAACAACGGCUUCUCCUCGCCCAAAACCAAAGCCCAGUCGCCCACCCACGCCCCCUACACGUCCUCGGACACCCAGUCUCAGAGAGGUCUCGGGGCCGGUAGCGGUGGCAGUGGCGGAGGCAGCUUCCACACCAGCCAGGGGAGUGAUGACGACUGGGACGAUGACUGGGAUGACGCCUCCCCUGCGACCGACGUGCCUCAGGGUCUCGGCAGCACGCCCCCCUUGUACCCGGUGACCUCCUCCUUGCCCGGGCGGCGUGAGAGCACCCAGCAGCAUCAGCAGCAGGCCAAGAGCUCAGCGACGGUGGGGAGGAACCUCAACAGGUUCUCGACCUUCGUCAAGUCCGGAGGGGAGGCCUUCCUGCUCGGGGAGGCCUCUGCUUUCGUGAAGGACGGGGACAGGAUCUGCGUGGUGAUGGGGAAGCAUGGGCCGGAGUGGCAGGAUGACCCGUAUCCAUUCACGUGCACCAUCGACGACCCCACCAAGCAGACCAAGUUCAAGGGCAUGAAGAGCUACAUGUCCUACGGCCUGACCCCGACACACACCAACGUACAAGUCAACCGCAGGUACAAACACUUCGACUGGCUGUACGCUCGCCUCGUGGAGCGUUUCCCGGUCAUCUCAGUGCCCCAUCUGCCAGAGAAGCAGGCCACCGGACGCUUCGAGGAGGACUUCAUCUCCAAGCGGAGGAAGGGACUGAUCUGGUGGAUGAACCACAUGACUAGUCACCCCGUGCUGGCACGCUGCGAUGUUUUUCAGCAUUUCCUGACAUGCGGGGCAGAUGAGAAGGCGUGGAAACAGGGCAAGAGGAAGGCAGAGAGGGAUGAGCUUGUCGGGGCCAAUUUCUUCCUCACAAUCAGCACGCCUUCUGUCCCGCUGGACCUCCAGGAAGUGGAGAGCAAGAUCGAAGGUUUCAAGACCUUCACCAAGAGGAUGGACGAGAACAGCGUGGUCGUGAACACCACCAUCAACGAGUUCGCUCGCAAACAGGCGGCGGGGUUUAAGAAGGAGUACCAGAAAGUCGGACAGUCGUUCAAACUCUUGGCGCAGGCGUUCGAGCUGGACCAGCAGGCCUAUUCGGUGGGCCUGAACAAGGCCAUCGCUGACACUGGCGAGGCCUAUGAGGCGAUAGGAGAGUAUUUUGCUGAGCAGCCUCGCCAGGACCUGGAUCCCAUUUCUGACCUGCUGGACCUCUACAGAGGACACCUGGCCAAUUUCCCUGACAUCAUCCAUGUGCAGAAAGGUGCACUGACCAAGGUUAAAGACUGCCCGAAGCAGGAGGGUGAGCUCCACGACCGCUGCAACAUAAUUUCUUGCGCAACGCUGGCGGAGAUCCAGCACUUCCACCGCACACGUGUACGGGACUUCCGCUCGCAGAUGCAGCACCACCUCCGUCAGCAGAUCGGUUUCUUCCAGAAGAUCACCGCCAAGCUGGAGGACACGCUUCAGAGGUAUGACGAUGACCAGUAGGAAGAGAGGGAGAAAACCGAGAAGUUGGUCUAUUAGAGGCCUUGAGGAAACGGAGGCAGGCUUGAAGAGGGGAGCAGGCAGGGAUGAUUGAUGGGUUCAUCCUGCAGUAAUGGAGAACAUCUUAUCAUCCUUUUAAGAGAGAGAACUAUUGGAUGCGAUGAAUCCUGGCACUGGUACAAGUCUUGGAAGAAAUAUACCACUCUUUUAAUAAAUAUAGGCAACUGGACUGUGGAAUGACAACUUCUUGGAUUAUCUGGACUGCUCUGAUGAAUGUACCAGUAACAGGGAUUUUGCUGACACCCCAGGCACAUCUUGCAACUCAGCGGGACUGUGACGAUAUUAAAAACAGCUGCUCUCAAUAUGACAGGGCUGCCUCUCCGUUCCUGGUUUCAGGGUCACGUGAUCUCUCCAUGGCUCCACUGCCUCACCACUUCAUGGAAACCCUCUUGAGAACACGGUAACUCAACAGAAGCGUAGAGAUGAAACUCCCCAAAUCACUUAAACUGGAUGUUUUAAUGAUUGAAAGACAGGACUUUAUUGAAUUUAAUGAUUUUUGUUAUCUCUAUAUGUCUGUUUUUACCCGAAUGACCUGUUCAGUAUUGUUUUGAUGGGACAUGACAGAAUGGAAGUGAUUGUGAAUAUGGAAAGAGGCAAAGUGGGUAUAAUCUACUCCGUUGAAUCAGUUUAGUAGUUUCAUUACACCUUGAAGUUUGACCUACUUCUGAUGUCUAACAUCUCUCACGACUCGGAUGCUGUCAUGUCUUCACCAUAUUAUAAUUUGAAGCCCUGUGUUCUGCAUUUUAGUUUAUGUGUUGCCUGACUUAAAAACAAUAAUUUAUCUCAGACUGAUUUUAUGCUUCUGCUUGUUUUGAUAAGCGGCUCCACAGUUCUUUGUCUCUGGGUUACAGCAGGUAUUAGAUUACUAAAACUGAAACUCUACAGUCUCUCUGCUUUCCCCCAAUCUUGGGAGGUCGGAGGCUCAGGCUCAGGGUACAGACUCUUUGAAGAUCUUCCUGUUUCCUGUUUAAAGCCACUGUGUAUGGGCAUUUUAUGUGAUUAUAUUAUUAUAUAUAUCAAAAAAAAUUAUUGUAAAAAAGUUAGACAAUCUUGGUUUAAGAGUGUCUCCGACAUGUCCCGGUGAUGCUGUCUUUAUUAUUCUACUACUUGAGGGCGCCAAAGUUGGACAUUCUCAAACUGUACGCACAGUGGCUUUAAGGACGAUUUGCUCUCGGUAUGCUAACCAGCUACCCUAAAAUCUUCUUGUUAAACCAAUAAGUGACCAAAAUAAGCUCAGAGAACAGUUGAGCUAGAAAAUCCAUUUCAGUUUAAGUAAAAAAAAUCCUGUACUGGUUUAAUCAGAAACAUGUAAUUCACUACGAUGACACUGUUUCUUAACACUUUUAAUGUAACACAUUGAAACAGCAUUUCAUUAAAUAAAUGGAAGUAGAAUUUAUGUCAAUCAUAUAUCUGUAUAGCUGACUGUUUUCCUAAAUGUAAAAGUUUCACUUCCCCCAUUAUGUCUCUUUCAGUUAGUGUUUAUAUUAAUGUUUUCAUUACAUACAAGAUAUUAAAAUAUUGUGUUUUUAAAAAUGUUCACAUGUAAACACCAGCACUGUUGGUACUAAAAUCAGGGCAUCAGAGCUAGUCAGAUUACUGUGUCAUAUCAAUCUGCAGUGGAGAACAGCAUUACACACUUAUAUGAAAAUCUCAGAUCAUUUCUUUAAAAAAAAAGUGAAACAAGACACCAGCUCCAUAAUCUUCAUCACUGUUUAUCUUCAAGGAAUUCUUCAUCUUGUGUAUUUUCAGCGCUAGGUUUUCCCACAGUGAAGCCUGUUAUCAUUUGUUUUUCCAGUGGAGGCAGCAGCAAUCCAGACCCUGAUAUCGGACACCAGAGUUCACAGACUGCCGGUCAGGUUACUGCAGUUGCAGGCUCUUCAUUAUUUAGACCAGCCUCUUCCUUCUGUUUUCAUUUUCUUCUUCACUCUUUACAAUAAUUACAAAUGAUGGCUAUUCUGAAUCAGCCAAUACUUUCAGUUCAGAAGACAUUUAACAGUUUUUUCUUCUAAAUAUUUUCUUCCACUUCAUCCAAGAAAGAAAGCUGUCCUGCUAUUCUGCCUCUAAUAGCUGCUCCUAAUCCAUUAAGUUUUAAAAGUAUCACAUUGAUACCUGUUGGUCAAGCUGGCCAUGGGGUGCUUUGAAAUCUUUUUAUACACACAAAUGAUUUGAUUAAAACCAGACUUGGUUGAGAAACCAC
This is a messenger RNA of Morone saxatilis (striped sea-bass), 4459 nucleotides long. RefSeq names its product sorting nexin-18-like. The transcript has 4 exons. Gene Ontology annotation, biological process: cleavage furrow formation; mitotic cell cycle; protein transport. The record is from RefSeq and is a predicted model, not a curated record. NCBI's taxonomy places the organism in Eukaryota, Metazoa, Chordata, Actinopteri, Moronidae. The coding region runs from base 532 to 2205 and encodes 557 amino acids. Gene Ontology annotation, molecular function: phosphatidylinositol binding; protein binding. Gene Ontology annotation, cellular component: cytoplasmic vesicle; plasma membrane.